This is a messenger RNA of Pungitius pungitius (ninespine stickleback), 3123 nucleotides long. Its product is annotated as guanine nucleotide-binding protein G(q) subunit alpha-like. Gene Ontology annotation, biological process: phospholipase C-activating dopamine receptor signaling pathway; adenylate cyclase-modulating G protein-coupled receptor signaling pathway; action potential. NCBI's taxonomy places the organism in Eukaryota, Metazoa, Chordata, Actinopteri, Perciformes, Gasterosteidae. Gene Ontology annotation, cellular component: heterotrimeric G-protein complex. The record is from RefSeq and is a predicted model, not a curated record. Gene Ontology annotation, molecular function: guanyl nucleotide binding; GTPase activity; G protein-coupled receptor binding. The transcript is spliced from 7 exons. Bases 1206 to 2285 code for a protein of 359 amino acids.
CACACGACGUCAGCGGCAGCGCCACACCGGGGCUGAGGAGUGGGUGACGAAGAGCAAUCAUCGCCACCAGGAGAAAAACACCAGGGAGCGUUAAAAUGCACGGUCUACACGGGUUAAUCUGAUUGUUAAGUGUUCCGUCAGGUAAUUUCAGGGUGUGUCCCUGGCGAUGUCUCUUUGGAGAUCUGUGUCUUAACAGAACAAAAGGUCCUCUGUCAAACCGAGCUGUGUCUCUUUUUUUUAACCAGUUGGCUUUGCUUUUUUUUUUUCCAGGGAUGGCUAGCUGAGCUAACCAAGCUAGCUAACAAUUAGCCUCUCCCAUUUAGCCACAGUGGUCCACUCGGCGUCUCUGUCUGCGAGGGGACAACUACCCCCCCCCCUCCUCUUUAGCCAAACAGAUUUUUUCGGUCGUAUAGAACCGUCGGCCUUCGCCCGUCGAGUGGUCGUGGGGUCGCGGCACUCCUUCCCCGUUGGCUCGGCAGAUGGACAGUUCGACGGGCGCUCGUCGUCACUGCGCGGGCGUACGGUGUUGGUUUCGGGGCGGCUAGCCUUGCACUCGGCCGUGCGACCAGCGGGAGGGGAUUGGACAAAUGUGGCAGCCAGUACUGUCCCACUGUUUCUGGGACCGAAGUUUGUAGUUUGGUACAAAGAAAACCACUGAUUUCUUUUGUGGUUUAAAUCCUUGCUGUGUUUGGUGAACGAGCUACGCGGGGAAGGGAUUCAAUGCGUUCGGGCACCCUGACGAUCCAUCAAGUUGUCACGUUAGCUCCGUUUCAACGUUAGCAGCUUUUAGCCUGCGAGCCAGUUGACGUUACCCAAACUCCUUUUCGUCAUUUUUCCCUUUUUAUUUUGAGAAGCGCAGACAAUAAAAUGCUUCUUCCCACGUCCGGUGGUCAUCUCGCAUGUUUGCGAACAUGUUGCUUUGCACAUUUUGUGUUCUAAGCCCUCCGUCGCUGUAGCCCUCGGAUCUACAAAAGACGUUGCUUAGCUGUCAAAUAUUUGACACUUUUGACAGUUUUUUGUUGUUGUUGUUGUUUUUUUUAAUCAACCAGACAGCCAGACUCCGCACCGAGCCGCCCGGGCUCCGUCCCCCCUGCGUGCGGGUAAAACUGGUCCAAAAACCGGACUGCUGAUAACCUGUGGGUGUGAACCCCUUGUUAGACGGGCUCCUUUUUUUUUUAUUUCUCCUCUUCUCGGCUCAUGCGGUGAUGACUUUAGACUCCAUGAUGGCUUGUUGCCUGAGUGAAGAGGCGAAGGAGUCCAAGCGAAUCAACGCCGAGAUCGAGAAGCAACUUCGGCGAGACAAGAGGGACGCGAGGCGGGAGCUGAAGCUUCUUCUGCUGGGGACUGGAGAGAGUGGCAAGAGCACCUUCAUCAAGCAGAUGAGAAUAAUCCAUGGGUCAGGCUACACGGAUGAGGAUAAGAAGGGCUUCACCAAACUGGUCUACCAGAACAUCUUCACCUCCAUGCAGGCCAUGAUCCGUGCAACGGAGACCCUCAAGAUCCCGUACAAGUACGAACAGAACAAGAACAACGCCCAGGUGGUGCGCGAGGUGGACGUGGAGAAGAUUGCCUCAUUCGAGCAGCCUUACACCAGCGCGAUAAAGAUGCUGUGGGCUGACCCUGGCAUCCAGGAGGCCUACGAUCGCAGGAGAGAGUACCAGCUCUCCGACUCAACCAAAUACUAUCUAAGUGAUCUGGAUCGUAUCGCUGAACCGUGCUAUCUACCAACCCAACAGGACGUGCUUAGGGUUCGAAUCCCAACCACUGGGAUCAUAGAAUACCCUUUCGACUUGCAGAGCAUCAUUUUCAGGAUGGUGGAUGUGGGGGGUCAGAGGUCAGAGCGGAGGAAGUGGAUCCACUGCUUCGAGAACGUCACCUCCAUCAUGUUUCUGGUGGCGCUCAGCGAGUACGACCAGGUCCUGGUGGAGUCGGACAACGAGAAUCGAAUGGAGGAGAGUAAAGCCCUGUUCAGGACCAUCAUCACAUAUCCAUGGUUCCAAAACUCCUCCGUCAUCCUCUUCCUCAACAAGAAGGAUCUGCUGGAGGAGAAGAUCAUGUAUUCUCACCUGGUCGACUACUUCCCGGAGUUUGAUGGCCCGCAGAGGGACGCGCAAGCCGGUCGCGAGUUCAUCUUGAAGAUGUUUGUGGACUUGAACCCCGACAGUGACAAGAUCAUCUACUCCCACUUCACGUGCGCCACCGACACGGAGAACAUCCGCUUCGUCUUCGCCGCCGUCAAAGACACCAUCCUGCAGCUCAACCUCAAGGAGUACAACCUGGUGUGAGGAGAGACGGAGAGCAAGACCUGCAGGCCCCCCCGACACCCCCCCCCCCCCCUCCCUCCCUCCCCCACCCACGCACACAAUGCACAAUGAGUCCAUGUACACAUCUGCAUGAACACACCGCUGCUCAAAGAGCUUCAUUCUUUACCAGACCAACACUAUCCAUGUACUGUCCUUUACUCUCAGAGUUUCUUUACAAAAAGAAGAGUGGGUGUGUUCUUUGUGGCUCUGAUAAUUGCUCCUCUUGUACAAAAACAACACUCCCUCCACUCGUCACCGGGCCCCGCUGACAUGUUUUUUUGUUUUUUUCUUUACACUACAUUAUCACCAGUGCUUGUGUGUUUUGAAGCGGGUGGGAGGCCUUCCCUCGGGUAGAAGGGGCUUUAAAGGACAAAGGGCUCUCUCCCCUCCUUCUUCUUCUUCUUCUUUAACCCAUGCACGCAACACACACUACAGCAGGAGGACUGCAAAGAGUAAUUAACUACCAUGAUAGGCAGUGCUGGGGUACUUGGUCGCCCCCCCCCCACCUGGGUAUUGAUUUGUGUAUUUGAUUCUUUCACCCCCCCCCCCUCCCAAAUCGGAGCACAGAAACGGUGUUGAAUGUCUGUUUGAAUCUCUUCAGCUGUCGAGCUUUUACUGCUUUUGAUUUCCGAUUGCAAUCGAAAAGAAGUUGACUACUCAAAGGAAAUGAAAUGCUCCUCUUUGAGAGUGUUGACGUACUUGGUGAAACUUAAGAAUUAGGAGACAAGCGUUAUUUACAUGCUGUUUAUUGACACGCCUGUCUUUUUGUAUCACAUUGCCAAAAUUAAAACCACCAACUUUUUGUUUCUUUAAAUAUAAU